GCAUUCAGUUUCAACGUUUUGCGAAAUUUCCAAAUACCUGACACUUUAAUCGCAUUUUCUCUGCUCCGUGAAGAGUCAUCUGUUUCAGCCCAAAGGAAGUGACAGACAUUGCAGCAUCACAGCUUGUGAAAUAUUACAUCAAAGCUGCAAGACUGCUCAGACUGUUUUAGCGCCUGUCAUGGUACAAUCAAGACUUUGGGGUUGGUGCAAGAAGAGGACAACUAUCUCCUGCAGCCCUCUAGGGGGCCAACCCUAUUGGCUGCCUUUGUGUUAUCGCCUCUGAUCGGGGGGCCAAUAAGAAGACAGCCGAGGGUUGUGACCCCGUCAUAUACGUCAACUCUGGAGAUGAAGUUUACGUUUUUCUUCAAUCUGGAGAAGUAUUCUUUUUGUUCGUUGUGUUUUAAUAAAACAUCAACUAAAGGUAUUACCUUUGUGCCUAUGAGUUAUUUACACAACAUUCCAUCUUGUCAAGAGAAACUAAUACGAACUUUGAAAUUUACCACAUGUAGAGAUUUUCCUCUGCGAUCAGCAGGUAAAAUAAAAUUUUCUUCCCUUUUCAUUAAAUCUAUCAAACUAAGCAGUGCUGGCACCUUGGUGCUGUGUGAGUGGUACACACCUCUGUUGAAAUGCAAACUAUGACAAGUCAUUGCAUUACAUAUUUUCCACAAGUACUGGCAUUUUCUCUACAAUUAAACUGAAAAGGAAACAAAUCCAUUAGAAGGAAAUAAAAUAAAAAGUUGAUAAAACUUGGUUGCAGCCAAAAGCUGAUAAGCUAAAAACUUUAAUCAUUUUUUGCUGUAAUUUUAGCUUUCAGACUAUCAGCAUGCUACAUCUUGACAAUGUUUUGCCACUCUCCCUUUUAAAAAUAACCCAACUUUAUCAGAGCCACAGACUUUUUUUAAUAAACCCUUACAUUUUCUGUCAGACUUGGUCUUUAACUUUGGCUAAGUUGAUCCAAAAAUAAAAUUUUCUGUUUAUUUUGACCUCUAUUUGGAGUCUGUAAUGCUGAAAGACCAAAGCUUACUAAGACAUUUUAAGAUUUUAUGUAUGAACUCGUGGUAAUUUCACAGGAGUGAAUUGGAGCUAACAUUUUCUAAAAUAUUAGCUCCACCUGAAGAAAAGUAACUCCAGAUCACGGUUCUGCCUCCAAUAUGGUUAAUUGUAGAUAUGGUGUUCUUUUGAUAAAGUUCUUUGGUGCUGUUUUUUGUUUUGUUUUUUUGUCAAUUUUACCUUUUGAUAUUGUGGCUCAAACUUUAAAGCUGGUUUCAUUCCACCAUCAGAAGCUUUUAGCAAGUUUGGAUGUCUUCUUUGCAAGUUUUAUUUAUCAUUUUAGAGUCCAACUUCUGAGUUCAGACACAUGGAGAACGUUUCCACCUUAAACGUUAAAACCAGACAGGUAAUUUGCAGUCUUUGGCUCUGACUGAGAUUCUGAAAAAUCUAGUCUUUUCCAUUCAUUCCCAAUGACGCAUUGCAACUAGAAAAUUAGAAAUGUUCUUUUUUUUUAUUUUUUUUUUAGAAAACUCAGAAUAAUGAGAACGAGCUACAUGCCAGACACAAGCCUACAGGCACGACCAGAAAGACGCACACACACUCCAGUUUAUUUGGGAUUUUCCGUGUUCAGCCAUCUGACUCACAAUCGGACUUUGGCGGUCCUGGAGAACACUCUUGCCUGAUAUUGAUUGGCCUGUCUGCGCUGAGACAGAUGAAUGCAUUAGUACCCAGCUCACCCUGCCACUGGAAAUAUAUUAAGUUCAUGUAUUAGGCACCCUGUCUGGUUGCCAUGGAGAUGCACCAGCAGCAAGGGAUCGGGGAGAAGAAGGAUGGGGGAGUGGAGGGACGAGGAGGCGAGCGGGGGGAUACAGGAUGUGAUGAGGCAGUUGAGUUGAUUUGUAGUCCUACUCCCUCUUCGUUUAUUUCUGUCUGUCACUCGAGCGUCCGCUCUUACCUCCAUCCCCUCCUCUCCCUUUGUCUCAUGACUUCAGUUUCUUUUCGCUUGAGAAAACUGUGUGAACUUUGUCAGGAAAAACAUUCAAUUUUCACCUCAUCAAUUAAUUUUGUUCCUCUUUUGUUCUUCGUUUCCCCCUCUGACUGGCUCCCGACUCGCCAUCUGCCAAUUUCCACAGCUCUCUCGUUUAUUGGAAAUUGAAUAAAAUUCUAAUUUUACUUGAAUUUUAUUGCCAGCAUUCCUUCUUGCUUUGUCCUGACACAUACCUAGGCGUUUAACUCCCCUUUUAUCUGCCCUUCUCCUCCUCAUCUGCGCCACCUCCCUCCUCGGCUCACGCCAUCUCUGUGCUCUGCAGUAAAACUGGUGCAUUGAGGCAGCAGGAAAUGGGGAAUAGAGACAAUAGAAUGGAGGAAAUACAGACCCAAACACAAACCCCACAAGCUCAUAGACACUUGGAUGUAUGUAAAGUAUGUCUUUAAGGCUCUCAAGUUGCUCUUGCAACCUGAAGAAUUAGAAUUUUUUCACAUGCUGUCACCAUGGAAGCUGGAUUUGAAGAAAAACAAAAAAGAAAAAAUUGCUCAGUUUGGAGCUCUUGCUAAAAAUAUGCAUGGCUGUUUUGUGGCUUGCAAGUGUUAGUUUGCUGGUUUGCCCCUCUCUGAGCUGCUAUAACUGCUUUAUCAAGCCGCAAGUCAGUGGUCGGCUGUGCACGGGUUUUGUUGUGGAAGAAACUGGAGUCCACAGCGUGGACGAAUGCUUCAGGAUGCUGGAACGCAUAUUCACUAUGAAUGAGAAAGUGACAGAGGCUGGAAGAGCGGCUGGAGGUUUAGAAGGCAAGCUGAAGGAGAUCCUAGAAGCAGAGAUCACACCCAUAGUGACAGAGUUUCGGGGAAAGCUGAUUAUGGACACUGUGUAUAAAAGCAGGUUGCAGAAAGCAGCAGACAAUUUCAUUGCAGCUGCCUCCAAACUGCCUAGAGAUGAUAAGUGUAUACCUCCAUGCGAUACAAGAUUGACUGCUUUGCAAACUGCAGCCAAUAGCGUGUCAAGCCCAGGUUUUCAGAAUAUAGAUGCGGCGUACAACUGCGAGACCUGCCGGUACGACUCCUGCUUAUUCCCACUAGACUGUCCAGUUGAAGAAAUUGAAGUAAUGGAGAACAGAGGAAUCGAAAUGCAGUGCAAUGUGCCAUUUGACCUACCAAGUGAUAUUGAGGUGGCCUGGAGGUUUGCAGAGGAGUUCAAAACGCAGGACUUGGAGCAGUUUCAGGAGGUGACUGCAGGACCCGACAGGCUUUACUCCAUUUCAUCAACCAGCUCUCUGAAUAAGGGCACCUACCAGUGUGAGAUUUUCUCAGGCACUCGAUCCAUUGUCAGGCUUUACUUCUACGUCGCAGUGACUCCCCAGCCUGUGGCAGGCCACACAGCGCUGCAGGGGAUAUUUGACCUGUCUCUGCUCCCAAGAGGGCAGUUACCCACCGCGCCUGGUGCUCCUCCUCACUUCUUCCUCCACCUCCUCCUGUUACUUCUCACCACCUGUUUAGCUACUUCACUACUGCUGCUGUUCAUCUCCCUGGGGUUCCUGUACUGGUUGUCAGUAUCGGAGGUAGACCAUCCUGUAGCGGAUUCGGAUGAAGAAGAUUAUUUUGGUGUUUCAUUGUUAGCAAUAUGAGAAAUAGCAACUUGUAUUAAAAAUGUACAUAAAGUACUGGAUACUCUGUGAAGCAUUAUGUCAUACUUAGAUGUAAAUGUGUGUGUAACUCUUCUCACCACUAGAGGUCAGGAUACACAUUUUUCUGAGAAUAAUUGACAAUGACUUUCUGUAUGCAUACAGCAUUAUAACGAGUUGUUUUAAUCAAAGUACAGCAAACAUGAGAUGUGUCUUUGUGAAAAUAUAGCUCAGUAUUUGCAUAUUUAAAUCUACUUUUUAAAUUCCUAUGCCAGCUAAUAACUACAAUCAGAAAUAGUUUCUUUAAAUAUAAUUACAACAUUGAUAAAAUGGUAAGUUUACCUUUUUUUUAAUACCUGGAUUAAAUAUUAAAACUUUUGCUUGCUCUCCUGUCAUGUGCAGUGACACACCAGUGUAAAAAUCUCAGGUCACAUUUUUCCAUUGAUUACAUCUUUAAUGGCCUUGUUUAUUUUUGUUCAUUUAAUUUUUACCCUAUUCUGACAUAUUACAACUAUAAUAAGCUUCACUGCAAUGUGUGUGAAAGAAAACAAAGCAGAACAAACUUGUGGAGUAGAAGGAAUUUAAGUUUCAAGCUCAUUCAAAAAGUAUAGAAGCCGUUCGAAUUCAACUUCCUUUUCCUCUUUGCUUAUUCAGGUCUACCAGUGUGUAAUUAAAUUUCAGGAUAAAGUCAGACGUUUUGCGAAAGCCUUGAAGUUUUUUUUUUUUUAGCAAAUAUAGGACAAAGAGCAUCAUGAGGAACAAAAAGGCUAUCAGAAAGAUCAGGA
This is a messenger RNA of Gambusia affinis (western mosquitofish), 4390 nucleotides long. It is a transcript of the gene spaca6, whose product is annotated as sperm acrosome membrane-associated protein 6. Lineage: Eukaryota; Metazoa; Chordata; Actinopteri; Cyprinodontiformes; Poeciliidae. Gene Ontology annotation, biological process: fusion of sperm to egg plasma membrane involved in single fertilization. The transcript is spliced from 10 exons. The record is from RefSeq and is a predicted model, not a curated record. Bases 2553 to 3608 code for a protein of 351 amino acids.